GUACGUCUGUCACUAAUGUAACUGCCACUGAUGCUGACGACCCGGUUUAUGGAAACAGUGCAAAGUUGGUUUACAGUAUCUUGGAGGGACAGCCGUAUUUUUCCAUUGAGCCAGAAACAGCUAUUAUAAAAACUGCCCUUCCUAACAUGGACAGAGAAGCCAAGGAGGAAUACUUGGUCGUAAUUCAAGCCAAAGAUAUGGGUGGACACUCUGGUGGUCUGUCUGGAACCACAACACUCACAGUGACCCUUACUGAUGUUAAUGACAAUCCUCCAAAAUUUGCUCAGAGCUUGUAUCACUUCUCAGUACCAGAAGAUGUGGUCCUUGGCACUGCGAUAGGAAGGGUUAAAGCUAAUGAUCAGGAUAUUGGUGAAAAUGCACAAUCAUCCUAUGACAUCAUUGAUGGAGAUGGGACAGCACUAUUUGAAAUCACUUCUGAUACCCAGGCCCAGGAUGGUGUUAUAAGACUAAGAAAGCCUCUGGACUUUGAGACAAAAAAAUCCUAUACUCUGAAGGUGGAGGCAGCCAAUAUCCACAUUGACCCACGUUUCAGUGGCAGGGGACCCUUUAAGGAUACAGCGACAGUCAAAAUUGUUGUAGAGGAUGCUGAUGAACCUCCGGUCUUCUCCUCUCCGACUUACCUCCUCGAAGUUCAUGAAAAUGCUGCUUUGAACUCUGUGAUUGGCCAAGUGACAGCUCGUGACCCUGAUAUCACUUCCAGUCCAAUAAGGUAUUUCAUUUACCUUAAAAUUUUCACUUACCUGCAUUGCCUCACCAGAUCCAAGGAGUCUACAAGGGAAGCAGAAAAUAACUCGUCUCUGGUGUUCAGCCAAGUCUGUGUGGGACGGCCCCCACGCAUCUGCCUUGCUACUUUCUAUACUAUGUUACUACUGGCUGUGAGCUGCAGUGUGUUCUGGAAGAUGAAUAUGGGAGGCUUAUUCAUGAAUCUAACAUUAUUCCAAAGUGCUGAGAAGUG
Grammomys surdaster is the source of this 976-nucleotide messenger RNA. RefSeq names its product cadherin-8-like. Lineage: Eukaryota; Metazoa; Chordata; Mammalia; Rodentia; Muridae. Gene Ontology annotation, biological process: synaptic transmission, glutamatergic; multicellular organism development; cell morphogenesis. Gene Ontology annotation, molecular function: calcium ion binding; cadherin binding. The record is from RefSeq and is a predicted model, not a curated record. The annotation marks the transcript as partial. The transcript is spliced from 5 exons. Gene Ontology annotation, cellular component: catenin complex; adherens junction; synaptic cleft.